CACAGCAGCACAUAGUAAUGUACUUGUUAUGCAGCUCGCGCAGCACAGUGAAGUGCAUAGUUUGGAAUGUCAACAUAAUAGUAGCGUAUGUAGGUAUUUAGUUGCAUCGCGUUUUCGUGUGAUUUUGUAACACCACUCGCCAUCAUCAUACCUAGUUAUGUGCACGUCGUAACUAUCCAAGCAGUUUUGUUGUUCCUUCAAGUGACAAAACGGGGAAAUUUGUCGAAACAUUGCUGCAGCGUCCCGUUUCGCCAUCGAUUACGGCUGUGAAUGAGGUGUAGCAGCAAUGCCGGGAAGUGGAUCCGAUUUGGAACCCAGUUCAUCGCAUAGUAGCAGCGGAUACUACCGUCGACACGUACCGAACGGUGUCGACGCUAAUGACGACGGUGAAGUGGCUUCGAUCGUUCCUGAUCGCACCGGGAAGCACGCCUUCUGCCGGCUGUGCUUGACCCACUCGGACAAGCUACGGCCACUGUUUCCACCCGACUCCGCUCCGGAUCCGAACCUGCUGGCGCAGAUCUCCAACUGUGUGGAAGUGCAGAUCACCCUGCCAGACGACAUCAAAUCGUUCAUCUGCCUCGAAUGCGUGCAGCAAAUCUACUCCUUCGCUAGUUUUAAGGAGCUGUGCAAAAGCAACGAUCAGUUACUCAAAAGUCAAACCAUCACCCGUGGUUCCGACGGUUUCGAGGGCAAAGACGGUGGUGGCGAUAACGACAGUGAUGAAGACGAUGACGACGAAGGCGGCGAACGAUCGGAGCUGGUCACACCGGAAGUCACCAUCUUCAAGAGAGAGCCAUCUGGUUCAUACAUACCGGAUCCAUCGCUGCUGGAAAAACUGUUAGAACAGGGCGUUGAGGUGGAAGCGAUUGGCCAAUCGAGUGGUAAUCUAUCCGAGUCGAAUCAAUACACCAACUCGGAAGAUCGGGAAGCAGAACGUAAGGCGAAGAAUGCAGCUCGAAUGCGCCGCUGGAGAUUGCGUCAGCGGCUGAAGCAAGAGCAGCAACUGGUGCAAGCUCAGGAUAAAAUGGAUGAAGGCACCGAGCAGCAUGUUUUUCCCCAACAGCAGACGGAUGAACAAGAAGAAGCUCUCCGGCUGAAGCAAGCACAAGAGCUGUUCGCUUUCUUCGCGCAGCAUCAACUGAGACAGGUAGAAGCAGAACUCCGGCGCUUGAAGGAGUCCGCAAAUAACCAGCAACAACAGCAGCAUGAGGUGGAAGGCCCUUCCAUCAAGAUAAAACCUACACAACUGCAGACAGAACCAGAUCAAAGCAUAAGUCGACAAAGUUCUCCUAACUCUGACAAGCAAAUGGCGUCACUGCGACGAUCACGAGCCGAGUACAUGCGAAAGUGGCGUGCCAAGCGGCAAUCGCAACAAAAUCACUCCGCAUCUUUUGGACUCGUCGGACGUCCACCCGUGACUAUUUCGCCAGCCCAGAGCGAAACCGAGAAACUGGUAGUGCAGCGGAACAACCGAGCGGAAUAUAUGCGUCGUUGGCGUCGAGAACGCUUGAAGCAAGAACUUAGCCCAGAGGAAUUUGACGAGUGGUGCAUCAAGAGUGAGCAACGGCGACGGUUCCGCGAAUGGCAGGUGGUACGGGAGAGUGCCUCAUCGACCGGUGAUGACACCAUGGACUACGGGGAGGUAGAGGCUGAGCAGAAGGUCUUUCCGUUUGAUCCAUCGCCGCUUCCCAGACUGGGUCAAAGUUGACCAUUGGCGAAUUCAGGUUCGUCGAAAUACUCUAUUCUAAACAGAAUAAUUGAAUCCUACGCACAAGUUCCCUCUCUGCUAACUUAACCUAAAGAAUAGGUUGUCGAUCGACAGAAACACAGUAUUCACAUAUUUUAACUGUACCUUAUUUGGGACUCUCAUCGUGUCGUUUUUUAGACAUUAUUUUGCUUAGUACUUAAAACGAGAGCAAUUUCAUGAAAAAAGUCCCAAUUUUAAUUGUCGAUUUUUGAUUUGGCUGAAAACGUUCACAGAUUCUUGUGCUAUUAGUAUUUUUUCUCAUUUGAAUCACGAUUAUUUUUUGUAGAAAUGGUAAAAAUGAUUACGAAUAUUUUCAAAGUCAAAACGGUUUGUUUGAUCGGUGUGACGAAAAAAUAUCAUAAAAUAAAUCUCAUAAAGCUCAUUUUCUUAAAGUCUUAUAAGUUUUAGCCAGCUCAAAAAUGGUCGAUCAAAAUGGUUGCCCUAUUUCUCGUGAAAUUGCUCAAGAGCAACACACUGAACAUACGUACGUUGAGAUUAUUUUAACGCACAAAUGCUACGUCGUCACUGUCUGCGCUGAUCUUGUUCCUUCCAUGCCAUCGUAUUUCUAACAAUAAUAAUAAUGAUAAAAAAAAAACGGAACUUGUUAUACAGUACUGGGGCACUCCCAUAGAUCGCGACGGCAUUCUUCGGUUCAUCGUUUUACGGCACAGAUCAUUUAAUAGUAAGUUGUUCAUCAUGCGAUGUUUAAUAAUUUGUAGGAAACCAGUAAGCCUUGAGGAAAAGUGCAAGAAAGUUAUGCUUAAUACUAAACAUAGAAGAAGAAAAAACACUGACGCAAACGUCGACUACUCAGAACUAAAUAUACUAUAUAUUACAACAUGAUUUAUACAUGAUAAGAUACUUGUAUAAGAAUACAUUUUUACCGACGGCUUAUUAUAUACCUCGUGAAAUACUAACAAUAAAGAAUAACAGUAAUUCUA
Wyeomyia smithii (pitcher-plant mosquito) is the source of this 2688-nucleotide messenger RNA. RefSeq names its product trichohyalin-like. Bases 287 to 1708 code for a protein of 473 amino acids. The transcript has 2 exons. NCBI's taxonomy places the organism in Eukaryota, Metazoa, Arthropoda, Insecta, Diptera, Culicidae. Gene Ontology annotation, cellular component: nucleus. The record is from RefSeq and is a predicted model, not a curated record. Gene Ontology annotation, molecular function: zinc ion binding.